AUGGAUUUCCACGAAACUGUGUCAUACGACGAACAAUUGAACGCUGUACAAGGGGAUAGGUCACCCAUACAAGCCGCUGCCGAGCAGGGAGAUAUCGCCUUGUUUGAGAUGCUUCUAGGACUUGGAGCCGACAUCAACGAGUCACCAAUCUCUAAUCAGGCAGUAGUUACGGCACUUCAGGCUGCUUCUAUCAAGGGGUACUUUGGUCUCGUUAGCAAGAUGCUAGAUUUGCAUGCGGAUCCAAACGCACCCGGAGCUGAUAUUUUUGGACGAACGGCAUUGGAAGGAGCGGCCGAGCACGGUAGAUUGGACGUCGUGCAACUACCACUCAACUCGGGGGCCCAAACGUGCGGCAACGGUCGACAUCAGUAUAUCCGCGCCAUUGAGUUUGCUUUCCAGGAGGGUCACCACGCUGUUGUGACGCUUCUCAAAUCCCAUCGGCCUUGGACCGAAGCUGACCAAGAGGUCCUUGAGGACAAGACCCUCUUUUGCCACAAACAGACCCCUGAAGGCAUCAUAAAGAUACCUUGA
This is a messenger RNA of Colletotrichum graminicola M1.001, 531 nucleotides long. RefSeq names its product ankyrin repeat protein. Lineage: Eukaryota; Fungi; Ascomycota; Sordariomycetes; Glomerellales; Glomerellaceae. Bases 1 to 531 code for a protein of 176 amino acids. Gene Ontology annotation, molecular function: protein binding. The record is from RefSeq and is a predicted model, not a curated record. The transcript has a single exon.